ACCAGAGAGAUGCAUAGUCGUGUUCCAAGAACAGUUUCAAAAUCAUGUUUUCUCGCAUUGUAAUAUUUUCACUUUCCUUCUGCCUUACAGUGGCUUACAAUUUGAACUCUCCUAGUGGAGCAACAACUCAAGUUACUUGUGGCAAUGGACAGUCCCAAGAAUACAUUCGGAUUGGAGAGAAAUACUACUUCCUAGGUGAAACAAGUGUCAAUUGGUAUGAAGCAGCUCACAUAUGUCGACGACUUGGUGGAAAUUUGGCACUUAUCGAAACAGCCGAGGAAUGGCAAAAUAUUUCGGAUUACUUAACACUAAAUCGUUCAAAUGAUUUCUUUUGGAUCUCUGGUGACGAUUUUGUUAAUGUUUUUGAUUAUGUCUCAUUAACAAACGGUUUGUCAUUGAAUUUUACUGCUUGGUCCUCUGGAGAACCAAACAAUCCUGGAAUCGAGCACUGUAUCCAUUUGUGGAAUAAAGAAGGAGGCUUUACCAUGAACAACUGGGUCUGUACUAACCUGGCUCAUUACAUUUGCCAGAGAGAGGAUUAUACUCGCUGCUGGGAUGGAUACUAAGAAUAUUAAUAAUAAAAUGUAUAAAAUAUAGAAUUUAUCAAAAUAUUAACACUAAU
Molecule: messenger RNA, 622 nt
Organism: Drosophila nasuta
Lineage: Eukaryota; Metazoa; Arthropoda; Insecta; Diptera; Drosophilidae
Product: C-type lectin 37Db-like
Exons: 2
Coding region: 45-566 (173 amino acids)
Source: RefSeq, a predicted model, not a curated record